Messenger RNA from Juglans microcarpa x Juglans regia, 3618 nucleotides. Its product is annotated as probable RNA-dependent RNA polymerase 1. Gene Ontology annotation, cellular component: nuclear RNA-directed RNA polymerase complex. The transcript has 5 exons. NCBI's taxonomy places the organism in Eukaryota, Viridiplantae, Streptophyta, Magnoliopsida, Fagales, Juglandaceae. Gene Ontology annotation, biological process: siRNA processing. The record is from RefSeq and is a predicted model, not a curated record. Bases 310 to 3342 code for a protein of 1010 amino acids. Gene Ontology annotation, molecular function: RNA-directed RNA polymerase activity.
AGCUGUUAUAUUCGUCAAUGUUCGUUCCCUUAGAAUGCAAUUACAUGCUGCCACUUUUCACUUAGAGUGAGGUGGGCUCCUCAGCCCAUGCCUACGUUAGCUUGAGUAUACUUCGGCUAGAAGUAGUUGUACUCAUCUUUUGGCGCCAGAGAGUAGAGACUGCUUUCUCUUUAUCCUCGUCUAUAUAUAGUUGAUCAUGAGCCUUGUUUUUUCCCACACCAGCAAUUCUACACUCAGUGUUUUCCGUUCAGUUGAAGCUUGCGACUUAAGUUUGACAUUGUACCAGAGCCAAAGAUCUUUCUAUAUAUCAUGAAUAAAAUACCGCUGCACUUUGGAAAUCAGGUUUCAGAGGACAGUUUUUCUGUGCUUUGGAAACUAGAAGAUGUCUCUGGGAAAUUUGAUUUCGUAAAGAAAAACUUGUGCUUCAUUUUUUCCCAUCUUUCCGAAGACUACAAGUUUGAGAUCUCUUUCGAGAACAUUAGGAAGAUUGAGCUAUAUCUUCCACGUGGUCAAGCAAAAAAGUUUCUUCUCAUUCAGUUACUUGGUGCUCCAAGGAUAUAUGUGAAACAUGUAUCUGAUGUUCGUCGUUAUGAGUGGGUCAGAGAAGUUGAUUUCACUCCAUCCAGAUUCAUUGGCCAAUCUUAUGCUCUAUGUUUGGAGCUUCCAAAAAAGAGGCGGCUUGAGAAAUUACGUCUUGAUUUUUUCCAUUGUAAAGAAAAUAAAAACCAAUUUGGAUUGAUAGGAGGCUCUCCUUACUCGUUCAGUUCAGGUCUUGUGCCCAUUGUGAAUCCACCCACAGGCUUUCACCUGCCAUAUAAAAUCUUGUUUAAGAUCAACUCUUUGAUUCAGCAUGGAUGUGUUCCUGGGCCAGCAAUUGUUAACGAUUUUUAUAGGUUGGUCGAUCCAAAGAAAAUCAAAAUCAAGAUGCCAAAGAAAAUCAAAAUCAACAUGAUAGAAAGUGCCCUGGACAAGCUUUUUCAUUUGAAGGACUGCUGCUAUGAACCUGUGAAAUGGCUCAAGGAGGAGUACACAAGAUACCCAACAUCUACUCGAUUUCAAACAACUCCCGCUAUUUCUUUAGAUGAUGGGCUGGUAAAUAUACACAGGGUUCAAAUUACUCCAUCUAAAGUAUACUUUGGUGGUCCAGAGGUGAAUCUCUCCAACAGAGUCUUGCGCCAUUAUCAUGAAGAUAUUGAUAAUUUUCUGCGUGUUUCGUUUGUCGAUGAGGACUUAGAUAAAAUGCACUCAUUAACUUUAUCUCCACGUUCAUCAUCUGCAAAUGGGGACAAGCGAACUAGAGUUUAUGAUAGGAUACUAUCCACUCUCAGAAAUGGAAUAGUUAUUGGGUAUAAGAAGUUUGAGUUUCUUGCCUUUUCAUCCAGUCAGCUACAUGAAAAUUCUGUUUGGAUGUUUGCUUCAAGACCUGGCUUGACUGCAGCAGAUAUUAGAGAAUGGAUGGGUGAUUUUCGAGAUAUAAGGAAUGUGGCAAAAUAUGGUGCCAGACUGGGUCAGUCUUUUGGCUCUUCUAGAGAAACUGUCAGCGUUGGCAUAGAUGAAAUUGAAGUCAUUCCGGAUGUAGAAGUUAAGAAGGGACAAGUCACAUAUUGUUUCUCAGAUGGCAUAGGGAAGAUAUCUGAAGAAUUGGCUCGCAAAGUGGCAACAAAGUUAGGCUGUAACUCUGUUCCAUCAGCAUUUCAGAUUCGAUAUGGAGGGUACAAAGGUGUUGUGGCUGUUGAUCCGACAUCAUCAAUGAAGUUGUCAUUGAGAAAGAGCAUGUGUAAAUACAAAUCGGAUAACACAGAACUCGAUGUUUUGGCAUGGAGUAAGUUUCAGCCCUGUUUUCUCAAUCGUCAGAUAAUAACUCUUUUGUCUAACCUCGGGGUUAAGGACCAAGCUUUUCAGAAAAGGCAAAGGAAGGCUAUACAUCAAUUGAAUGCCAUAUUAAUAAAUCCUUGGAGAGCACAGGCGGCACUGGAAAUGAUGUUCACAGGGGAGAUCUCAAAAGUUCUAAAGGAAAUGCUUAUAUGUGGUUACAAGCCAAAUGCAGAACCAUUUCUUUCAAUGAUGCUUCAAACAUUCCGUGCAUCUAAGUUGAUGGACAUGCGGUUGAGAAAAAGGAUUUUUGUUCCAAAUGGAAGAGCUUUGAUGGGAUGCCUUGACGAAACCAGGACAUUGAAAUAUGGUCAAGUAUUUCUGCAAGUUUCUCACUUUAGUAGGGAGCUCAGUAACAAGUCAUCCCUUGUGUUUAGUAUCAGCAGUUCAAACCCAAAUAACUUCAUUUGUGAAGGUGAGGUGGUUGUUGCUAAAAACCCUUGUCUACACCCAGGAGAUGUGGGAGUCCUCGAAGCUGUGAACGUGCCAGCUCUACAUCAUAUGGUGGAUUGUGUUGUUUUUCCACAAAAGGGAGAGAGACCACAUCCAAACGAAUAUUCGGGAAGUGAUUUGGAUGGAGAUUUGUACUUCGUCUCUUGGGAUCGUGAUCUUAUUCCUCCUCGUCCAAUUCAACCAAUGGAAUAUAUUGCAGCACCAACUAAGCAAGUUGAUCAUGAUGUUACAAUAGAGGAAGUAGAAGAGUAUUUCACAGACUACAUAGUCAACGACAAUUUAGGAAUCAUUGAUAAUGCCCACGUCGUCUUUGCAGAUAGGGAGCCCGAUAAAGCAAUGAGCUCUAAAUGUAUGAAGCUUGCGGAGCUUCACUCAAUUGCUGUUGACUUCCCAAAAACUAAUAUUGUAGCUGAAAUACCUCCUGAUCUACGAGUCAAAGAGUAUCCAGAUUUUAUGGAAAAGCCUAAUAAAAAGAGCUACAUAUCAAAAUCUAUUAUCGGAAAGCUUUUUCGAGAAGUGAAAGACAUUGCAUCGCCCACGAGUCCUAUGAAGCCCUUCACUUUGGAAACUGCAAAACAGUAUUAUGACUCAGACAUGGAAGUAGACGGCUUUGAGGACUACCUCAGUGAUGCUUUCAAAUACAAAAGUGACUAUGAUUACAAGUUGGGGAAUUUGAUGGAGUAUUAUGGAAUCCAAACUGAAGCCGAAAUUCUCAGCGGCAAUGUUUUGAAAAUGUCAAAACAUUUUGAUAGGAAGAGGGAUUUCGAUGCAAUUAAAUAUGCUGUAAAGUCACUAAGAAUGGAAGCAAGGAACCGGUUCAACGAGGGGAGUGAUGCAGACAAUAAUGAUAAUGCAAAAGCAAAAGCAUCGGCCUGGUAUCAUGUCACAUAUCAUCAUACUUACUUGGAUCGCCACAAUGAGGGAACUCAGGGAAUGGAUGGGGCCCAUUUCCUUAGUUUUCCAUGGUGUAUCUAUGACAAGCUUCUGCAAAUCAAGAAGGAUAAAAAGAGCAUAUAAUUUCUUCAUAAGUACUGUCGUCGUCGUCGAUGAUUGCAUUUCUCUAAACAACUUAUGUAUAUUUGAUAGCAGUUUGAUAUGGCUACCAUUUUAAUUUUGUGUACUGUUAUUGGUUUUUGCAUGUAAAUGCUCCAGGCAGAUUUUUGGAGCUUGAGAAUAUGUAUUUGUUUAUAUUGUAUUUGAAUAGAUUUCCAGUACUUGUGCAUCCUUUUAUAUUACGUACAAUUGGUUUGGAAUGAUUGUAUUCUUUGAAUAUAAUUUUGUCGUCUUUAUUUA